Molecule: messenger RNA, 6138 nt
Organism: Seriola dumerili (greater amberjack)
Lineage: Eukaryota; Metazoa; Chordata; Actinopteri; Carangiformes; Carangidae
Product: FH2 domain-containing protein 1-like
Exons: 13
Source: RefSeq, a predicted model, not a curated record
CCCCCUCCCCCUCCUCCUCCUCCUCCUCCUCCUCUUCUUCCUCCUCCUCCUCCGCCGCCUCUACUGCCCCUGAUUCCAGGGCUGGGAGACCCCGCAGGAGGAGGCCUGAGGAAGAAGAAGAGGGUGAGGAGCUUCUACUGGAAAACGAUACCUGAGGAGCAGGUGAAGGGGCGGCCCAACCUGUGGACUCAGAGCCCAGUACAGCAGCAGUACCAGAUCGAUGUCCACACCAUCGAGGAGCUGUUUGGUCAGAACGACUGUCAAUCAAAGGACAAGGCCACGCCCACCAGGGGAGGGAGGAACAGGAGCUCGUUCAGAGAAACCAAAGAGGAGAUCUCCAUUCUGGACUCUAAGCGAGGGAUGAACGUCGGGAUUUUCCUCAAACAGUUCAAGAGGUCCAAUCAGACGAUAGUAGACGACAUUCGCCAAGGCAACAGUGAGUCUUAUGGGGCGGAGCCUCUGAGGGAGCUGCUGAAACUGCUGCCGGAGACAGAAGAGGUGAAGAAGCUGAAGUCGUACCGAGGCGACGUCUCGAAGCUCUCACUGGCCGAUUCCUUCGUGUACCUGCUGAUCCAGCUCCCCAGUUACCCCGUCCGUGUGGAGUCCAUGCUGCUGAAGGAGGAGUUUCCCGUGGCGUGCGAGGUCAUGAAACGAGACAUUAGGAUCCUCCGCUCUGCCACCAGAGAGUUAAUGUGUUGUGAGGAGCUCCAUGCUGUUCUCCACCUGGUGCUGCAGGCUGGAAACAUCCUCAACGCUGGAGGUUACGCAGGAAACGCCGUGGGCUUCAAGCUGUCGUCCCUCUUGUCUCUGGCCGACACCAAGGCCAACAAACCGGGCAUGAACCUGCUGCACUUCGUCGCUCUGGAAGCUCAGAAGAAAGACGAGCGGCUGCUGGAGUUUCCUCUGAAGCUGAGUCACGUCCAGGCAGCAGCCAGGAUCUCCUUGGAAACGCUGGACGCUGAACUCAAGAGGCUGAUGUCUCGCACGCGCUCAGUAGAGGAGAACGUCCAGAGAGACACGGAGCUGCUGCAGCAACUGGACGGCUUCCUGCAGGCGGCGACCUCGUCUCUGUGCUCGCUGCGGGGGAGUCGGCAGCAGCUGAGGAAGGAAGGCAGCGAGCUGAUCGACUUCUUCUGUGAGGACAGAGACGCGUUCAGACUCGACGACUGCUUCGGCAUCUUUCACACCUUCUGCUCCAGGUUCAGCCACGCCGUCAAGGAGAACGUGGAGCGGGAGGCUAAGGAGGCCGCCCGACGCCGGCGCUUGCAGGAGCUGGAGGAGCAGAAGAGGCACUCCUGGGCCGGUGGCGAGGAGGUGUCUGGAAGCUUCAGGUUGCGCUGCAGCAGCGAGACGGACAUGUCAGCUGCCAUGUCACGACACGACGAGGCCGGGCUGCUGAUGGAGCUCCUGACCCCGAAGUCCCGCCCCCGCUCACCCCUAAACAACAGUGUUCUGGGGCGCUCAGGGAGUUUACGACGUUCCCGGAACUCUCCAUCCAGCUCGCCGUCUCUUGCUGCCGAGCGCGAGCUGAGCACGCUCCUAGGAAUGGCGACCUCUGACCCCAAAGUCGGCCAGCAGAGAGGAGGAGGAGGAGCUUUUCGAUCGGCCUCGCCUAAACCUUCCCCUCAGACUCUGCCCCAAAGUCCAGGGGUCACCACAUGCAGCUUCCCCCAAAACCAGCAGCCUCAGUCGGGCGAGAUCGCACCACAAACCCCCUCGUCACCUCCCGAGACAAACGCACAUCACACAACAACCACUUACCUCAGCUACGCUGCUCCCCAGACUCCAGCAGACGUCGUCGAUCCCACAAAGAAACCUACCUCUGAUUCACACCAGCAAUCUGACCACAACAACAACAACAACGGCGACGACAGACUCGGUUUUAGCAGCCGGACGAGGGGGGAACCGCCGAGAACGAAUAAAGCCGGUCGGGCCGUUAGUGGACGAAUCACCUGCAGCGACGAGAGCUUCGACUGCGACGCGACAGGCGGCAUGUCUGUGGUUUUAGAAACGUGCACGCUGGUGCCUGAGCUGAGGGUGUUUGACAAGGUCGCCACCUCGACCGGUCGCGACGAAGGGCAUCACACCAGUCGCCACGAGGACGACGUGUUCAUCACGGAUCUGGAGGAAGAGGAAGAGGGAGAGGACGAAUCCCAGACUGGGAAUGUAGAAAAAUCUGGGGUGGGAAGAGAUGAAGAGGAGGAGCCGGUGAUUGUCUGGUGUGUGACAGGUGUGUGUGAGGCGGCCGGCGAACUCGCACACACGGACAACACACAUGUACGGACUGAUAAGGAUCCGUGUCGGACUGACAAUCAGGGAGGAAACCAGCCAGCUUCCUCCGCCUCAGCCAAUCACACGCCCUCAGAACCUCAGCCAGCCAAUGAAAAGCCAGUGCCUGUACCCAUCAGCAGCCAACCAGUGCCUGUCUCCCGCUGUGACGACCCGUCACGGCAAGCCUCUUCCCCCAGGUGGCGCCCAGCAGAGCCUGCAUCAGCCAAUGGAGCGCCUGCUCUCACCACAGAUGCCUCCGAGGAAGGUAAGGAACCGGCCAAUCACAGGGAAGAAGCAGAGGGCUCCACCAAUGACACAAGAGAUGAGGAGACCCGCCCAGAACAAUCAACAGACGGCAGGGGAAGAAGCAACGCUUCCACCAACAGAAAGGCGGAACCAGCAACUUUGUCCAAACCGUCCACCAGGAACACCUUAACCUCAAAAACCCGACCCGCGGCGUCGAAACCCAACGCAACCACAAGCUCCGCCUCCACCGCUAACAAGUCCAGACCCGUCAGGACUCUCACCACCUCCGAGAACCAGGGCAUGAGGCGUGUUGUGCCCAUCUCCCGAACCAGCCGACCCGAGAAGCCUCCUGCCCACCACCGGGGAUCCUCCAGCUCCGCGGCGCCCGCCAGUCUGACCGUCUCCAACCCCAACAGCAGCACCUCCCUCCGGCGUGGAGAGAGGCCCUCCACUGCUCCUUCCUCCCGACGAUCCAGCAUCCACAAAGACUCGAAAGACCAGAAGAUCUCAGGUCCUCAGAACCAGGACUUGCAGAGGAAGCCGUCCGUCCGAAAACCUGUAACAAAACCCAAACCCCAGCCGGAGGAGAAGAUGUGUCGCUCCACGCUGCGAGCGCUCGCUCAGGCCGGAGGAGGAAGUGGAGGAGGCAGCAUCAGUGCUCCUGCCACCCCUUUGCACAAAGCCGCUACCCCGUCAUCAUCGCCGCUUCCGGGUUUCGCCCGAAGCACCGCCUCCUCUUCUUUCAGACGCACCGCACUUCCUCCUCAUUCACCCCACACUGGCUCAGACUCCUCCCAUAAACCCUCCCCCAAGACCACCACCACCACCUCCUCCUCCUCCUCCGUCGCCCCGCCCGGCAACUCGUCGCCUUUCACCCGAGCAGGCUCAGUGAGAGUCUCCACCGCCUCCAGAUCUUCAGACCUCCUCAACCCGUCCUCCUCCUCCUCCUCCUCCCCGUUGAGGAGGUCUCAGAGCAUCAGGGCGUCUCCUCGCUCCCCCCUCCACGACUCGCUGGCUCCUCCUAAAGGCCACCGGCGGAGCGACAGCGGCAGCUUCUCCGACAAGUCCUCUCACUCCAGAGACUCGGUCAAGGCCGCGAGGCCGAGCUGGAGAUAACAGGAGAGAUCUACGGCCGCAUUCCAACAUGAACUCUGUGCAGAACCUUCCCCUCUGUACUGGGGGUAGAAGGCAGUGGACACAUUCCAUUAUGAAGUGUAGGAUCUAAUUUAUAGAGGAAGAAAGAUGCAUUCCUCGGCACAACUCACAAGUUUAGGUGGAGAAACAAAGGAGGUCACAUUCCAAUAUGAAGCACAGACAGUUUCCUUUUCUCUGAAGGUUGAGAGGCUUCGUUAAAGUAUGAAGAUUAAUUUAAUUUGUCUUUUUUUGAAGGCACUAAAAUAUGAAGAAUAAACCGUCCCCGGGGUUUUUCUAUUAAACACUGUUGAUCUAAGUGAUAAUUACAAAGUGCAUUCCAAUAUGAAAUAUAUUAAGGAUACACUCUGGUCCUCAGGUAAGCUGCAGAAGUUCAUCCACGCAUCCCUGCAAAAAUAUUUGGCGUUAGAGGCUCGUGAUGUGACGACUGCUCGCAGGGAUGCUAACGCUAACACACUACCCAGCUGGGAACAUGCUAGCAGCGCCAGUCAGUCACAACUUUUCUAUUCUGGCAUUUAAUUCAUCGAGUUGUGCAUCAUUUCAUAUCAUUUAUUCAAAUAUCGCAUAACCAUCCUCUUUUGUCUGAUGGUGACGGUGCAACAGUUGGAAUUGAUUCAUUUUGACAUUUCAAAACUUACUUGGAAAGAAGGGGAACUGUUUGAAACACAGCAGGUGUUCUUGGCGCGGCAGGUACAGGCUACUUUUCCAGAUGAAGUGGAUGUUGCUGCAGUUCUGUUCUCAGUCAUGCAGCGUUUCCUUCUCUACAGGCAGGGACUCCAUGUGCCACGACGAGCUGUUUGUCUUUUGAGUUCAGCAUUGUGAUAUCUAGAAGCCGACAGCCUCAGGUGGUGUCGUCGCACCUGUUGAAUACACAGACUUCCUAAAGUCAAAGAGGUCUUCUUCCAGUUUGUAUCAUGGACACGUUUACUGAAACAAUUCAUCGACGAAACAGAUUGGUCGUCAGUUCUAUCCUUUAUCGACUAAUUAUCACACAGGUAACAUUUAUAACCCCAGAUUCCUGUGGUUGCUAACUUUUAUUUUGAAGCCAGACAAAGGGACCAGACCCUAAUAUCAAGUACACACACGUUACGCAGCCUUCGAACGUGCUAAAUGUCACCACAGACCAAGCUAGCCGACUCCUCUGAGCUCCAGUGAAGCUCCUGUGAAGCUUUCAGACACUAUCCAUUCAUAGCUUCGUUUUCCUGUAAGCUUUGUUCCAAAAUAAAGUUCAGCAAGAGUCUCCCGUGUUAAACCUCUGGAGCUCAGCGACAGUUUUCCAGACAUCACAAAGCUUUUUAUAAUUCGUGUCCCAGAGAAAAUAAAGCAUGAAGAAUAAGUUGUAGCCUCCUGAGGUCCAAGCAUGGACUCCCUGGGCCUUCUGAGCGCUGCCACAUCAGUAGUUUACAUGUGAAGGAAAUAAAUGUAUGCAUCCAUGAAUGUGUAAUGAGAUUUAAAGAAUAAAUACCCCGUCUUCUCUGCAGUGUUUAUGGUAAGUGACGUGACUGAAUCCCGGCUGGGUGUUUCCUGUUUCCUCUUAAAUUCCUCUUUGAUUCUGCACCUUUAACUUCACUAACCAAGCUGAGGAAUCUGGCCUGAUUGAAAUAGGAAUUAUAUCAUUAUUAUAAUUAUCAUUGUAUUUAAAAAAAAUUUUAAAAAUGCUAAAUCACUGAGAAUCAUAUAGUUUAAAAACAGAGUGUAGAUUUAGACGAGGAGAUAUUUAAAGUGUCUCUGAUUCAAACCAACAGUGUCUGACUCACUGGGAAAAGUCUGCGGUGCCAACUUUGUUAAUAUGAGGAUAUUUGUAUGUUUGUGUAUCUAUUUAUGUAUGUAUGUAGUUAAUAUUUGAUAUAUAUAAUCUAACUACUAAUUAAUAAAGUAUUAUUCCUCCAACUCACCGCACGUUGUUUCUGUUUCUGUCUGGAUAAUCGAAUUGCCUGACUGUUCCAUUUAAAAAACAUACAUGCAUAUAUUUUUUGAUUAUAUUUAUUAUGAUAAUCUGUUUGUCCGGUGAUCCACCACUUUGGUCCAGACAUUUAUUUUCCCAUCAGGAUGAACUGUAAGAAUUUGGUGAUCCGUAAAACUUUAAAUCUAGCGCCAUCAUCAGGUCAAAAUGUUUUAAUUCAAAAGGGAAACAUCUCGAAUGGACUAUUUGACCAUUUUAUCGUCUGGAAAAGAUAUUAAUAAUCAGUUUAUACUGCAGCUGUUUUCCAGAACACAAAAUGUGCUGGUGGAGGAUUUUCCACAACCUGGCAACCAAAAAGUUGUCGUCAUUAGGCGUUUAACUGAUGUAUAAAGCGUUGGUAAAUGAUUUAUUAACCAUUAAUAAAGCCAUUAAUUAACUUAUAAGCCCUGUAUAAAUGGUGCAUUAUCAGAGAGUGGUACCAACAGCGUGUCUUGUGGAAAGCACGAUGUGAUCUGUGCUGUAGUUUCACUGGUGUUUGUGAAUAAUUUGUUAUUUAUUUGUAUUUU